AACUACCACCGGCCUCGUCCCCACGACGAUCACGCCCCAGAUCUACCCACCCACGCAUCCAGCCACCCCACCAGGGCACCAACUAAACCACCACGCAUCCGUCGUCAUCCAUCAACGCAGCGCAGCGCAGGGGUCCUCCACUCCUCCCCGGUCAUUUGCUCGUCCUCCCUCCGCCUGCUGCUCUCCCCCGCUCCCGCGCCGCGCCGCAUCGUGUCCUCCGCCGGACGCGGAAGGGACGGCGCCAUUGGCGCCUCCGCUCCAACUACUCGUCCGGAAGCGCCCCCGCACCAGCAGGUGUAAACAUGCUUCAUCAUUCAAACAGCCGGAACCAAAGGAACAGGGGAUCAAGAAUCAAAACACUACUCCAAGCUACCUUACUUGUAGGUGUUAUUUUUUGGCUUCUGUAUCAGGUGAAGCAUUCCUAUGAUAAGAAAAAUGAGUACUUGGAUGAUGCUGAGGACCAGCCUGCCCAUAAUGAUAGAAGCAUGUUCCAGGGGAGGAAAGAAAAAGCAGGUAGUUACAGCGAUAGCAACGUGGAAGUGGUUGGUAAACCAGAGGAAGGUGCUGUAGAUCAUCGUUCGGAUAUGGAUACUUUUGAUCGUAAUGAGAAGGGUGGACAAACUGUAUUUGAUAAAGACAGUACUGACUUGCAUGAAGAUGACAAGAGAAACACUGAGCUGUCAGAAGCUGAAAAAGGACAAGUCAAUAGUGCAGAUGGGAAUACAGAAGCUCGUAGUAAUAAUGUUGAAGAUGAAACCACUGGCCAUGCAGAAGAAAACAAGCAUGAUACUGAAUCCAACUCUGACGCUGAAGGUAAAACUGAAGUCCAUUCAACUGCUGAUGAUAUGUCCCAAAACAAUCAAGCGCAAGAGGAAAGCACUGGUGAGACAAGUGGAACAUCUCAUGAUGAAGCGGUGCAAGGUGAUGAAUCCACCAGUGCAAGCGGCAAUGGAUCGGAUGGGGAAGAGGGUGAGAAAAAGGAGGCAGUGGGUACUCAAACUGGCUCUGAAUCCCUUCCUGAUGAUGCCAAGACCGAAACAAGUGAUGACCACAGUACUGGCAGUCUUCCUGAUGAAACAGGGAAUAUACCAUCGGUUCAUACAGAGAAUUCACAAAAUGAUGCUAGUGAAAACCAAGGUGAUGCAGCUUCCACUACCUCUGGUUCUUCUGAGCACAGCACUGAAGAGUCUGUCCAUAUUGAGACUGGAUUAGAAGAUGAAAGUACAACGUCAUCUGGGACUGGAUCUGGUGGUGAUAAGGGCAACUUAUCUGAUAACACCUCUGCAGAAGAAAACACCAGGUCAGCACCUGAUGAUGAUAAGGGUGCAGAAACAGGUACAGCCAACGAGGCAUCGAAUUCUUUGGACAACAGUGCUGUAACUGACCAGGCCACAAAUACUGAAGCAGAGAACUUUCAAGGAGGUUCUUCUGUUGAAGGAGUGAAUGGUUCCUCAGAAGAGACGUCUAACAAAAUCGAUGGAGCUACUGAAACGUCUAACAAUGGUGCACAGUUGGAUUCCAAGAUUGAAAUCAGCACAUCUACCAGCGACAAGCACAACAAAUCUCAAGGUGGUGAUGGUGGUGCCGGAUCCAGUGACUCAAAUGGCAGUGGCCCUGAACAAACCGGUAAAACUGAAAGCCAGUGAGAGCACCAUUUGGACACGGAGCAUUGUUUUAGUAUACAGAUUUGUUCCUGGAGAAUGAAGAGGAGCUAGUGCACAUAGAAAAAACUGUUCAGAUUGUGGCUUAUCGUGAUUUUAGUUGAUACUGCCAAUGUACACUUGUGGCAAUGGGGUGCAGAUUGUGUGAUUGUUUGUCCGCAAUGCUGUUGCUUAUUUCUUAUCAGAUUGUACUAAGGUGCGUCCUUUGGCUGCACGAUUGUUAAUCAUCUCUACGUGGUACUCUGUUCAUCGUUUGAUAUUAUGACAUAAGAACUAUUGUAACUCGAGGGCCGGAUCCCUCAAUUGGCUGUAGACAUUCUCUUGAGAGUGUUCAAGGCCGGGACAUUACUUUAUCUAAAAAAGCUGGGGGUGAAACGUGGUUUGGUUA
Panicum virgatum (switchgrass) is the source of this 2049-nucleotide messenger RNA. Its product is annotated as cell wall protein IFF6-like. Bases 303 to 1646 code for a protein of 447 amino acids. Lineage: Eukaryota; Viridiplantae; Streptophyta; Magnoliopsida; Poales; Poaceae. The transcript is spliced from 2 exons. The record is from RefSeq and is a predicted model, not a curated record.